Molecule: messenger RNA, 522 nt
Organism: Ipomoea nil (Japanese morning glory)
Lineage: Eukaryota; Viridiplantae; Streptophyta; Magnoliopsida; Solanales; Convolvulaceae
Exons: 1
Coding region: 1-522 (173 amino acids)
Source: RefSeq, a predicted model, not a curated record
AUGUGGUAUAGUUGCAUUCACACUUACUUUGGUGAAAGUGGUUUUAUGAGAUGUCCUCAUGAGCAUACUCUGUAUGUCAACACGGAUUCUGGAGAUAUUGUUAUAAUAUGUCUAUAUGUUGAUGAUUUGAUUUUUACUGGAAACAACUUGAAAUUAAUCUCAGAAUUUAGGGAGGCACUCAUUAAGAGAUAUGAAAUGACUGAUAUGGGUCUUAUGUGUUACUUUCUCGGUCUUGAAGUUGUUCAGAUAGAUAGUGGAAUCUUUAUAUCACAAAAGAAAUAUGUUGUUGAUAUUUUGAAAAAGUUCAAACUCGAAAAUUCUAAACCAGUUUCAACUCCGGUAUAUGAAAAGUUGAAUGUAUCCAAAGAUGGGUAUGGUAAGAAUGUGAAUUUUACUUCUUAUAAAAGUUUAAAUGGGAGUUUGAGGCAUAUAGUGGCUAUAAGGUUGGAUAUUUCUUUUGGAGUUGGAAUACUUAGUAGAUUCAUGGCGGAACCAAAAGAAUCACAAAGGGCUAAAGCAUAG